Microdochium trichocladiopsis is the source of this 1088-nucleotide messenger RNA. RefSeq names its product acyl-CoA N-acyltransferase. Gene Ontology annotation, molecular function: acyltransferase activity, transferring groups other than amino-acyl groups. Lineage: Eukaryota; Fungi; Ascomycota; Sordariomycetes; Xylariales; Microdochiaceae. The record is from RefSeq and is a predicted model, not a curated record. Bases 132 to 935 code for a protein of 267 amino acids. The transcript has 2 exons.
GCCGCCGAUCAUUCAGGGCAUAAAGUUUGCGAUCUGCGACAUUGUGAUCACCGCUGUCAGAAAGUCAAGCAAGGGCCAGCACAGGGCUCUCUCAGUUAUCCGAAACGCACGUCCUCCUUACCGCUUCCACGAUGCCGGCCACACAAAACGCUGCUGCUGCUGCCGCCUCGCCAGCAUCUACAACUGCAACAACAUCGACGUCGACACCGCAGCCCGCGAAACCGGCCGUCGUCUACCGCGAUGCGCGCUACGGAGAGCUCCCGGCCGUUGCGCACGUCUACGCGCUCGCGUUCUGGGACGACCACAUUUUCGGCCACCUGAUCCACCCCAAGCGCGACCAGUUCCCGCUCGACUCGGAUCUGUACUGGCUGCGUCGCGCGCGCGUCAACUACUGGGACUACCGCUACAAGUGGCUCGUUGCGGUCGUGCCGGACGAGAAGGCUGCAGGCGGGGAGAAGGUGGUUGGCGUGGCGCAGUGGGAGCGCAUCGGCGAUGGUGGCAAGGCGCUCGAGUGUGCUUGGUGGGAUCCUCGCAACCUCCUCAAGCCCGCCUCAGCACUAGCUAUGUCCGUCCACGAAAAGAUCUGGCCCAACCGCGCAGCAGACCCAGACAAGGAAUACGUGAUAGAGAGUGCAAUGCCAUUCCUCCACGACGUCUGGGUCGGCGAGCGCGGCGAGUCGUGGUAUCUCGCCUUCCUCGGCGUGGACCCGGACUACCAGGGAAAGGGCAUCGGCAAGGUGCUCACCAGGUGGGGGCUCGACCGGGCCGAGAAAGACGGGGUGGUGGCCUCGGUCAUCAGCGCCCUGGGCAAGAAUGGCUUCUACUACCGCUGCGGUUUUGAUGAGCAGCACCGCAGGGCAACGGACGGCGAGGGGAAUCCCCUCGGCCACACGGAAGGCUCAGAUAUCUUGUGGAAGUGGCCGAGCAAACGGUAACAAAUGUCCAUGCAAAAGAUGCGAGGCACGGUCAAUGAAUGAUGUCUGUUCAUCUCACGUAGACGAGCGUAGUCCCCAAUGGGUUUGUGUCCCACUAUUGGAAAACUAUAGUUCGGCCAAAAUCAGCUCAGUCCUCGUAGGUCAUGAGACUUG